CUAACUCGUUGUCUCCACGUGUCACAGAGGCAACCUGUGCCGGUUUUCUCGAGACCGCAAAGGAGACCUUACCCGCAACCUCUCGCACUGUCGUAGGGAAGAGUGGUUUGGAAGCAUUGAAUCAGACCUCAGUCGCAUUGCGCCAAGACAUAACGAGUUUUGUGUACCUUAAGAAAACGAAUAGUGCUGGUCGACAGUCAUUUAUUAUCUCGUCGCGAGUCGUGUGAGAAUGUAGCCUGAGUGUUUUAGCUUGCUUUCAAAAAGAAACUAAGAAAGUUGGGAAACACAAGGAUCCUCCACUCAAGCACGACCACCGAUAGAAGUGACUAACUACCUUUAGCUCUAAGCAUAGGGAUAUGGUGCAAGCAAAAUUGAACGCCUUACUCUACACAGAAGAAGCAUAUCACUGGCUAGAUACACGGUUAAAACUGCGACCUGCCUCUUUGCCCGCGGCAGAGGGAGCAGCUUUAUGAGUAUGACUGUGUUGAGUAUUGUAUGCACUGUGUAUGAGUAUGACUGUGUUGAGUAUUGUAUGCACUGUGUAUGAGUAUGACUGUGUUGAGUAUUGUAUGCACUGUGUAUGAGUAUGACUGUGUUGAGUAUUGUAUGCACUGUGUAUGAGUAUGACUGUGUUGAGUAUCUUGAUUUUGAUCAUGACUACAUUCAGACCCUGUCUCUACGGGUGUUAGAAACGACACUAUCAGGGACAUACCCAUGGCAUUGUGUGCACGUUCACGAAAAAGAAGAACAAUUUCCCGUUGAUUCGAUUGCACUUAAAUUAGGCGCGUCGACUCAAUUUUUUGUUGUACGUAUCCGCGUCGACUCGAACUAGUGCGCUACUUUUCUAUAUUUAUUUUUGUAAGUAGCAACAGCUACAGCACAAGUUUUGCCAGACUGGUAACGCUUCUAAGCUUCGCACAAGAAGGACGCUCGCCAUCCUUAGUUGAUGAUGCAAAACGGUUUCUGAAGAGCAUACUGAAAAUCAUGAACGACGAGAACUGUUUGCGAUUUCCAGAACUCGUUCGGCAGGUAGGAGAUACGAUUCCAGUCGUUCAGGAUUAUGAUUGCGAUCUAACUUUUAGUUUGAGAUACGAUGCGAGUCGUUCAGGAUUACGAUUGCGGUUUACGUUUUAGUUUGUGUUUUUCAGGAGUAUAUGUAUCAUUGUGAUUUGAAAUUAAUCUCAACUAAUCCUUACAUUUAAUGAGGACCCAGCUUGAAGUUUACAGGCGAGUGUAGCUAACACUUUUAUAGAUGGAGAUACGACGUCAAUGAAUCUCGACACGACAGAUUUGAAUACACAGUCACGCCUCUAAUCCUGUCCCUACUCAGUGCCCCUCGAGUUGUACAAUAGCGCUUCCUGGCAGAAUGACCAAGGAGAUAGGGACGCUCGUCGCAACGCCUUCUUCGAGCGGUUAUCGCAGUACUUCAUGUACGCCAUCAAUCGCUUUUGUGGAAGUGAGAAAUUCAAUCUCUCGGUGCUGAUCACUUCGUUUAUGAUGAACAGAAUCAGAAUGAAUCCUGAUGUUUGAUAAUGAACGAUGUUCAUGUUGUUGAUCAUGUAGGUAGUACAAGUAAAUGGACAACUAGGAGAUCUUUGUUCAACAUUCAUGUAGGUAGUACAAUUGUUCGUAGUGGGGUUUAGUGGUAGUGCUGGUGCUGCUGGUUUUCUAUUAGUUGUUGUCCUAGCACUAAGAAUCCUAGAUAUCAGUAUAUCAUGAUUAUGAUUAUGUAUGUAUCUUCAUGAAUACUGCUUCAUCAAGUGGUUAAGACAUCAAUGUUCAUCCUGAUCAUUUUCAAUCCUCCUCCAUCCGUCCCGAUCUUUCAUAGCCGGUUUCCUCUCGCACAACACUGGCGCUGGCGCUGGAGCAACGAUGGCGGCUGAGGCAAAGAAGAAGAUGCAUCGCGUCUUGAACUUUCUGCUACAUCUUCGGUCUCCAGACUACAGAGAAUUAAGGGCUUCAUCCGACUUACAAAUCCCUCACUGCCAUCCCUAAUCAUGGCCCCUUUUCUGGGGGAAUAAAAGAUCUCUGAACUACUUCUGAAGUCUACAAGGAUCUUCUGAAGGUGAAUGCAGGAUGAACUCGGCAACCUAGUACCUUUAAGAACUCGGCAACCUAUCUCUAAGGGCAGCCUUUUCCGAAACGGCGACGAUUCUCAUUCCGUUGAAGACGAAGGGAAAUAACUUCAACUUCAAUCAAGGUGUCAUGCUGUUGCUCGUGGAGACGUUUUAUCUCUUUAACGAGGUCUGUCUAGGCAACGAAGCGGACUAUGCACAGGUGCUGGCGAGAUUGUUUUAUGACAGGUGGAGGUCACCUUGUGAUCUUCCUUCCAAGGGGAUCAUUCCUUCUCACUCUAGGAAAUCUGUAACUGCUUAUGAUGAUCUGCCAACCUCAGCCUCCCGUGAGAACAACAUCCAGCAUUGUGAUUCAUACCCCAGGGAGCAAAACCGUUAGCGUUACACUGAAAGCCGCAGUUUGCCGGCAAGUCAUAGCUGCUUGCCAUGAGAGGUCGCAUAAGCAAGGAGGAGAGGUGGAGCAAGAUCAUGGUGACGCAGGAAAUCUUGGUGGCAAUAUAGAUGCCGAGGAUGAGACGAUGGGACCCAUAGACGAGGAAGAGGAAGGACCUGGGAGUCAUGUUAAGGCAUGAUAUUUAGAAUGGAUACGUUGAGAAUGGGUCCCUAUAAUAUCAAGAAUGGAUAGAUUUAGAAUGAAUUAUCCCUGUAUGCAUUUUUGUAUCAAGAAUGGAUAGAUUUAGAAUGAAAUCCUUUUGGAACAAACAUCUUGUUGGGGUGAAAGUGGAUAAUUAUACUUACAUAGAAAAUAACGGAUGAUAUAAAUGGCUAAUCUUCAUGCACACGACUUUCUGUUGUCCGAUUGCAGCACAUUUGACGCUAAAACUCGUUUGGAUCAACACAAGUGUAAUCAAGUAGUGCACAAGCCGCAAACGUCGGGAACUACUCGUCUAAUUCUGCCUCCGCUGGUGCAUUACAGAUGAGUGAAGCCUUCUUGCGAACGCUCUUACCUGCACUACUAUUACGGCUACAAGAAAUCCAUCUUCACGGGCAUCUUGCUCCCGUUUUUAAGGGAAAACGAGACCCAAGAUGCUGCUCAAGAUGGGAGGUUUCUCUUAGUUCUAAUACUAGCCGUAAUGAAGGAUGCCAAUCAGAACUUUUUGCAGGCUGUUUCGACAGCCGCUGUCGUGAACCUCUGUCAAUGUUUUGGGUACCUGAAAAACCUUCUCCUCGACACGAAGGCACUAGGGAUGUCAGUGUUGGGACUGCUAGAAAAAAACCUGUUCCAGCGUAAGGAUGAUAGUGUAAUCGAAUAUACUCUACUGCUGUUGACGAAUCUGACCAAGUCUGCGAGACUCAGGGAACUGAUUUGCAAGCAAAACACCCUACUGCCAGAAUUAGUGGACACGUUGUUGAUUACGAACGGGGUCUGCUUGGUGGAUAAUCAAUACAACUUCUACUACUACUAGAUCGUGUUGUACAUGUAGAACUAGAAGAACCUAGAAGAUUUAGAGAACUUGCAUUUCAGAGUUAGUCACCAUGAACCCUGUCAACAGAGGAACUACCGGAGGUCCUCAUUCACCAUGAUCCGUAGUAACUACGUUUUUCACUCCGACUUUCUCUCCUCUAACGGAACCCACUACUCGACGCCGUUCAGCGGCUAUCGGCUACUAACGCCUCUGUGUGCGAUCAUAGGACAGCUAGCGAACGACGACAAGGCUAGGCAGAACAUUCAGGAUACCUUCGGAAUGAGCAUCCUCGAUUGUUGUCUCUACAUCCAAGACUGUCUGUCCGGCCAGCGGGUGUUUGAUACCAGCUUAUGGAAGCAAUGUUUAGAGAUAGAGGAGAGGCAGUGUCUUUUUUUCUUUGUGUUUUGAUCGUGUUGUAAGUAGUCAUUUUAGAAUUAGAUGACCACGACACCAAUACUAUCGGAGGGUCAUCAGAAAACUUCAGUGUUCAAGCACUAGUAGUACAUACUAGAAAAGAUUCAUCAACUUCAUUUUUUCGCACUCUAAGCACUGCCGUCCACGUGGAUUUUCACUACGCUGUUACUGCAAUCGUGCCUCUGAAAAGCAAGACUUAUUUCGUCCUGAAACAGCUCUGCGUGAAUUCCUCAAAGAACAAGCUUUCUGUGGGUUUGCGAGCUGUCGAACCUUUGGUACACGAACUCUUCUUGCUCUCCUUCCUGUACAACUUGAUCUGUGAUUAUGGCUUCCACCAAUCCAUCUGCGGAAGCAUCUUGGGACUUUCCCGUAUAAGGGCAUCUUUUUAGGGCCGUUCCAUAUGGCAGUCUGCACUGUACUAACUUUGUGCACGAUUUAUCGUAUCUAUAAUUGCGUUGCAUUGUACUAUUGCAUGAGAAGAAAACGGCUUCUUCAAGAUGACGCUCGAGAUGGAUUACUUUGGGUUGUAGGGUCUAAGGUGAGGAAGAUCUGGAUGCUGGAGGAGAUGACGAUCACGCAUCCUUGCGCAGGGAACACCUCUCCCAUUGGCGGGAACACGUACCAACGCUGUUGGACUGCUUUAUCAAUUUAUGGAAGAGCAACCGUAGAAGCACUCCAACAGAAUGUAUUUCGAUCCAUAAGAAGGUAAGACAGCAUUGAUGAUUUUCUCCAUCCAACUGUAGGAGCACCUAAGAUCCUCGAAGAAGUAGAGUGAAUGCGAAUUCAAUUCGUCUUCUUUAAAAUAAACGGAUCCUAAUAUAAACGUGGCCACUAUAGUUCUUUUUUAAAUAAUUGGAUUACUCGACUCUUUUGUAUUUUUGUUUCCUAGUUAGGUGUGCUCCACCGAUUUUAUUAACUAUGAGGACAGUAUGAAUUUGUGUAUCCAUGAAUAUUAUCGAGCAACUUCUGCCAAAAGUAGGGCACAGAGGUACCAUGACAUGACAUGAGAACUUCUGUCUCCUUCCUCUCGUCCCACAUGCAUCCUCUCUUCUAAGGAAACUGCUGACCCUUCUGACCUUACUUUCGAUCCAUAAGAAGGUAAGACAGCACAUGGUGGCGGCAGGGAUUCAGGAACUCUUCGCGAAGAAGACGAGUAGCCACUACGAAGUAAUCGUAGACAAGAUCGCGAAUCUUAAGGCUGCGGUUUUGACUGGAUUUUAG
Amoebophrya sp. A25 is the source of this 5116-nucleotide messenger RNA. The record is from the annotation of a GenBank genome assembly. NCBI's taxonomy places the organism in Eukaryota, Dinophyceae, Syndiniales, Amoebophryaceae.